Setaria italica (foxtail millet) is the source of this 385-nucleotide messenger RNA. RefSeq lists its product as uncharacterized. The record is from RefSeq and is a predicted model, not a curated record. NCBI's taxonomy places the organism in Eukaryota, Viridiplantae, Streptophyta, Magnoliopsida, Poales, Poaceae. The transcript is spliced from 2 exons. Bases 47 to 361 code for a protein of 104 amino acids.
CCCCCCCCCAAAAAAAAAAAAAACACUAAGCACUCCACAUACAGCCAUGUCGUCGUUCAACACGAAACUAGUCGUCUUUGGCUUCACCUUGGCCUUGCUCGUCGCGUCACAUGUUGUGACAGCAUCGUUCUGCGAAGAGACGACGGCGAUCUCUUGCAGCUCCAGCAACGACAUCUGUGAGACCACCUGUCUGAACAGGACAGGUAGUGGCCGCUACAUCGGUGGCUACUGCUCCAGCGACAGCGUAUGCAUAUGUAGGAAGACCUGUGGUGGUGGGCCGUCGUCGUCGUCGACGGCGCCGCGGGACAAGCCAGCGACGGCGACGACGUCGGGACGGCGUGGGAUGAGAGUUCUCAACUGAUUCAGUGGCACUGGAUUGGCUAGC